This is a messenger RNA of Protopolystoma xenopodis, 591 nucleotides long. The record is from the annotation of a GenBank genome assembly. Lineage: Eukaryota; Metazoa; Platyhelminthes; Monogenea; Polystomatidea; Polystomatidae.
AUGAUUCUUCUGGUAAGUGAUAUGUUUAACUCUCUUUUCGAUCUUUCACAUAUUUCCUCUCCGCAACCUCCUCCAAAUCACCAGUUCGUGCCUUUCCGCAACUUUCACCACCUUCAAUCGAUGAAUGUGACCAAGCGACAGUUGGCCAAGGCCGUAUUGGCCGAGAUCCCCGACCAGCUCUGCUCGUAUAUGCGCUCCAAGGGCUACCUGCCCGGUUCGCACAAGCGAAUUGAGCCGCCUCCUCUCGCUCCUGUUGCCCGUCGUUUGAGCGCUCAAUCUGGCCAAACACAACAGCACAGCAUUGCAACUGCCCCAACUGCUUCCCAAUCCAGAAAUAACAACCGCCAAACGGGUCCAGUACAUCCAAUUAAUGAAGAGUUGCCUAGCCAUUCAGACCAGUACUGUUAUCCCCAGAGCAACGCUGGGGGUCGGAUGAACGGUAGCAACAGCGGAGGUGGUGGGCCCUCUGGACCUCCGGGAGAUUCUUUGCUGUCUUCAUUCCGUCAGCUACCCUCAUCUUCUCCACCAUAUCCGGUUGACGAGGUCACACCAUCCAACGGCGAUCGUCAGUUCCCGUUGUUACCGGUUUAG